AUGUCAUUUAGGAGAAGAGGCGAGGUACUAAACGGGAGAGAAGGCAGUCCCAGAACGAUACCAGGACGUGUACCAACUGGGGCUCCCAGAAAUGCCAGAAAUGGUAGCCUUCAGUCAUCCAAAAACGAGAUUACCCAUGAUGUGGGGCAUUCACAAGAGAACAGAGUAAAUCCUAUGAGGAGGGGCCUCUUAAGUUCGCCGAUUAAUUCUAUGGCGGCCUUGAACAUUGGUAAUAACCCGAGAACACCAAAUAUUCGUAAUAUAGAAACAUUGGACAUGAACCAUCCCGGGAUAAGACCUUCUCCUGCAAGCUCGCAGCAAACUACGUCAACCGGGAGUUUUGACUUGGAUCGGGUGCUGGGACAUAUGGGGCUCCCUUUGGGAAACUCCAUGAUCAUUAAAGAACAGGGAACCACAGAAUUCAGUGCUGUUCUUUGUAAGCUAUUUGCUGCACAGGGCAUCAUGCAUACCCGGGUCGAGAACUUAUCUUCACGCUCUGACAACACUCAUUUGUGUGUAAUUUCUGCAAAUCAGGGCUUCUCAAAAGAGUUACCGGGUGUGUAUAAAGGUUCCAGUAAAGAUAUUAAGAAAACCAGGAUUGCAGAGGAACAAUCCAAGGUCACCGUUCAGAAUCUUUCGGAACAGGCGGCUCCUACCAGAUACAAUGAUUUGAAAAUUGCCUGGAGAUAUAAGCUGGGAGAUGAGAAUUCGUCUCAGCAACCUAAAGAUAACGAAAGCUCCAUGAUGGAAACUGAAUACAAAGAUUACAAUCAUCAAUUUAACAUUACAAGUCGCAUGGUUCCAGCGCCAACACCAUCUGAGAUUUCUUAUGUGACACCACAUCAACCUACUCAAGGUAUUCUGUCACAACUGGAACAAAUAAUAAAGAAGCACGACAACAAGUUGAUCCGUCUGAUAAUCCCAUCGCUACUCCAUCCUGCAACGUAUCCGCCAACUUCAUUUCGUUUAUCCGGGAUAAUUCCACUCUUGCAUGGUAUAAGAAGCUUGGUUAAGAAGUACGAGAAUAGAUGCGUAUUGCUGGCAACAAUGUCCUCUGACCUCGUAGAUGAUUUUCUCUUGUGUGAGGUUGAGUCUAUGUUUGAUGCGGUAAUAGAUUUGGAACCAUUCAGUCAAGAAAUGUUACAAUUUUUGGAAAAAGCAUAUAAAUCGCAACCAAACAAAGUACAGCAUGGGCUGCUACAUAUUUCCAAACUACCUAUAUUCAGUGAAAGAGGAGAAAUGCAUGAAAUGAGAUCACACUACGCUUUUAAGAAUGGCCGAAAGAAGUUUGCUAUAGAAGAGUGGGACAUACCUGUUGCAGAUGUUGAUGACAGCGAUAAAGAAAAUUCAAGUGCAUUGCCCCACGGACAUGAGCAUGCAAACAAAGGUAUGUGUGAGUCAACUGAAUCCCGCUCAUCCACUAAUAUUUCUAUAGAUUUUUAG
This is a messenger RNA of Zygotorulaspora mrakii, 1443 nucleotides long. It is a transcript of the gene ELP4, whose product is annotated as Elongator subunit ELP4. The transcript has a single exon. NCBI's taxonomy places the organism in Eukaryota, Fungi, Ascomycota, Saccharomycetes, Saccharomycetales, Saccharomycetaceae. Gene Ontology annotation, biological process: tRNA wobble uridine modification. The record is from RefSeq and is a predicted model, not a curated record. Gene Ontology annotation, cellular component: cytoplasm; elongator holoenzyme complex; transcription elongation factor complex. Bases 1 to 1443 code for a protein of 480 amino acids.